This is a messenger RNA of Phoenix dactylifera (date palm), 1798 nucleotides long. RefSeq names its product Mitochondrial transcription termination factor family protein (gene PDE191). NCBI's taxonomy places the organism in Eukaryota, Viridiplantae, Streptophyta, Magnoliopsida, Arecales, Arecaceae. Gene Ontology annotation, molecular function: double-stranded DNA binding. The record is from RefSeq and is a predicted model, not a curated record. Gene Ontology annotation, biological process: regulation of DNA-templated transcription.
AAAGAGCAGAGCCACGGUCAAAGAGCUCUCCAAUAUCGAAUCUUUGGGCAAAUGGGACAGAUUCUUGCAGGGAAGCAUGCAAACCCUGACCCUACCUCGCAUUGCUGUCUUCUCCUUCACGGAGCGAGCGAGAGAGAGAGAGAGAGAAGGGGUUAGGGUUUUGGGGGAUAAAAUUGUCGGGAUUUAUGGAAUUACUGAAUUACCCACAAGUGUGGUGAUUUUUUCCGAGGGAGGUUGCCAUGAGUACGAGGGUAAUUUGGUCAUGAAAAAAUGAUGAGAACGUGAGGAGGGAUAAGGCCUCUUUCAUCAAAUCAUCUUGUCAGCGAUAGGGAGAACCAGUAGUUUCGGCCAUGGGUUCAGGCGGCAACUUUGGUUGGACUGGAGAUUCGUCACAACAAGGAACCAUGGAAAGGAGCAGCGACAAGAAAAUUAGUAUGAUAGCAUUCUUGAGAGAGAAAGAGUUUGAUGAUGAAAGCAUACAAGGAAUGCUCAGAAGAUGCAAGUGGCUUGAGGUCGCUGAUGGCGAGAGAGCCUGUGAGAACUGGAAUUACUUGAAAAGUAUCGGGAUUCGAGAGAGGAAGCUUCCCUGUGUUGUUUCCAAGUGCCCCAAGAUCCUUACUCUGGGCUUGAAUGAGAAGCUUGUGCCUAUGGUUCAAUGCCUUGCAACCUUGGGAACAAAACCUGGUGAUGUUGCUUUGGCCAUAACCAAAUUCCCCCACAUACUCUCUCACAGUGUGGAAGAGAAGCUUUGCCCGCUGUUAGCCUUCUUCCAGGCACUGGGCGUCUCCGAAAAGCAACUUCGGAGGUUGCUCUUGCUCAACCCAAGGCUCAUCAGUUACAGCAUUCAGACCAAAUUUUCUCAGAUCGUAGAUUUCUUUGCAAGCUUAGGACUUAAUAAGGAAGGGAUGAUCGGAAAAAUUUUGGUGAAGAAUCCGUUCAUUAUGGGUUACAGUGUUGAGAAACGGCUCCAGCCUACAACGGAGUUUCUCAAGUCAAUAGGGUUAAAUGAGUUUGAUCUUCAAAGGGUGGUUCUGAAUUUCCCAGAGGUAUUGUGUAGGGAUGUGAAUAAGGUUUUGAGACCCAAUUUAGCUUUCCUAAAGAGAUGUGGGUUUUACGAUGAACAAAUUGUAGUAUUGGUGGCUGGAUAUCCUCCUGUUUUAAUCAAGAGUGUCAAAAAUUCCCUGGAACCCAGAAUCAGGUUCUUGGUAGAAGAAAUGGGGAGGGAAAUCAGCGAGAUAGCAGAUUGCCCUGAAUUCUUUCGGCAUGGUCUCAAGAAGAGUCUGGAGUUUCGACAGAAGCUGCUGAAGCAGAAGAACAUAUGUUGCAGCUUAAGUGAGAUGCUUAAAUGCAGUCAGAAGAAGUUUAUUGCCAGGUUCGGCUUAAUUGCAGGCUCCUUGUGAUUUUUUUUUUAUGUUUUCCUUUUUUCUUUGUUCUUUAGCAUUUUUAGUGCAACAGCUUGAGCAUAUCUGUCUUGUAUUUAACCUAUGCAUGAAUUGAAUGAUGUCAUAGCUGCAGGCGUUGGUUCUUGGUAGUUACUGCUCCCAUUUUACCCCUUUUUUAUGGUUAUGUAUUCAAGGAUGCUGGAGUUAAGUGGUUUACUACAUUACCCAUAAUUGAAGUGCACAACAGCUCCGCAUUCGGGACAUUUGAUGAUGUCUUAUCCAAUGCACAGUGUCCAGGAGUAAUCUUUAGUUUCAGUCAAGCAUUGGAUAUUUUCUUUCUUUUUUUUUCGGUAGAAAGCAUUUGAUAUUUUCUUUAGUGAGAUGUGAGCUCCAAUGGUGGAGCCUUGUAUAGCCAA